AUGGCCGCUUUACAAGCUUCCUCUCUUUUAGUUUCUUCUUCUUCUUCUUCUUCUUCCUCCUCCUCUUCAGGUUGUUCUUCAAAGCGAACGGUCACUGCUUCGAUCCAACUCCUGAAACCUUUGAAACUCAGCCUCACUAAUCAGCCAAGCACUGUGAUCACGAAGAAGCUAGUCGAGGAAUUGAGCACCAGAAAUGGUUCUGCCUUUGCGGAGCCGCUACAAAUGGACGUAGCCCAGAAAGAUAGGGUUUUAGAGCCACGCCUAUCACCUACUUCUUCUAUUGAGACAACCACGAAGCUCUAUACGAUGUUGGAGGCUGUCGAAGAUAGAGUGGAGAUGCAUGAUAACAUAGGCGAGCAGCGAGACAACUGGAAUAGGCUCCUUUUGAACUCGGUCAAUAUGAUGACUCUCACUGCCACCACCACGGCAGCGGUGGCUGCGGCUACACAAGCUCCAUGGUUGAGAGCAUGCUCCGCUCUCUUGUUUACAGCGGUCACUGGGAUGUCACUUGUAAUGAGCAAAAUCCAACCCUCGCAGCUGGCUGAAGAGCAACGCAACGCCUCAAGGUUAUUCAAGCAACUCCAGAGCGAGAUCAAGUCGAUGCUCGCCCUCCAAUCCCCGACUGAAUCAGACGUGAAGGAGACGAUGGAGAAGGUGCUGGCCCUCGACAGGGCUUAUCCAUUGCCUCUGCUCGGAGCGAUGCUCGAGAAGUUCCCCACGAAAUUUGAGCCCGCUGCAUGGUGGCCUAGGGUUUCCAACAACCACCGCCAAUCCCGAGAGUGCAAAACUGUCACGAACACAGAGCGAAACGGAUGGAGCAAGGAGAUGGAAGUGGAGAUGAGAGCCAUUGUCCAAGUCCUCAAGAGCAAAGACAAGCAAGACUACUUAAGGCUCGGGAAUUUGGUCCUAAAACUGAAUAAGAUGAUGGCGGUUUCCGCUCCUUUGCUAGCCGGCAUGGCUGCGGCUGGCUCAGCGUUUGGUGGCUCGACAGCCAUGACAGUGGCAGCCAUUGCCGGUGCAAUGGUGGCUAUCAUCAACGGCUUCGAGCACGGAGGUCAAGUCGGUAUGGUCGUGGAGAUGUACAGAAACUGUGCAGGGUUCUUCGAUCUUAUGGAAGAGACCAUCGAAGCGACGCUAGAAGAGAGCGACUACAGCAAGAGAGAGAACGGAGAGAUGUUCGAGAUGAAGGUGGCGAUGAAGCUGGGGCGGAGCUUGUCACAGCUUCGAGAUUUAGCAAGAAAAUCAAUGGCUUCUUUUAUAGAAGGGAAUGAGGUGGAUGAGUUUGGAAGCAAGCUUUUCUGA
Messenger RNA from Eucalyptus grandis, 1302 nucleotides. Its product is annotated as probable F-box protein At4g22030. Bases 1 to 1302 code for a protein of 433 amino acids. Lineage: Eukaryota; Viridiplantae; Streptophyta; Magnoliopsida; Myrtales; Myrtaceae. The transcript has a single exon. The record is from RefSeq and is a predicted model, not a curated record.